AUGACUACGCCCUCGGGAGAGGAUAAGAUCAUCAAGCAUGCCGAGCCCUUCCUAGCUGGAAACCCUGCCACGCCCUUUCCACUGUACAGAAUGGGCCUGGAAGUACAUGCUCUAAGUAUAAUUCCUCAGUUAUUGGCUACUGGCGACCGGAAAGACGGUAUGAUUCGACUGCCAACUUUAAAUUCUUACGAUAAAGAUUGUCAUGUCCUGAUUCUAGAUGACAUGGGUCGAGACUCCUUACACGCUGUCUAUGAAGAUCCUCGUUUGGAUAUCAAGAUGAUUGGGGAGGCUAUCGGGCGAUGGCUAGCCCAGCUCCAUAACUCAACAACUCCAGAGGAAGUCAAGCGCAAGUUUGAACACCCUACAGCGAGGAGAAUGUACAGGUGGAAUUUCAAUAAUCUCUCUAGUGUUCUGAAGAGGUAUGGUUAUGAUCCAGCCCCCGGAGAACGCCUUAAUGCCAAGUAUGGAGCUCUUUUGGAGACAGAUGAGUUGUGUGUGUGCCAUGGGGACCUUUGGCCGGGCAACAUUCUCGUCUCUGGUCUUGCCGACCAAACUCAAGAGGAGAGUCUCCGACUCACAGUAAUCGACUGGGAAGUCGUGCGCCUGGGCAAUGGAGUUACGGAUGUUGCGCAUUUCGCUGGAGAGGCAUGGCUUCUAGAUCAUCUACGUGGCGCACGGGGGCUCAUGCCAGCGUUUCUGGAUGCAUACCUGACAGAAAGGCCGCUGAGUGAUCAAGAGAAGCAAAGAGUGGCUGCGCAGUUUGGUACACACAUUACACAUUGGCCAACCAUUUACGGUUGGAUCCAAGAUAAAGACAAAGCCGGGUGCAUCGCUCAUGGGAACUCGAUCAUCCAAAUGGUAGAUGACAUGAAAUGGAAGUCCUUGAAGUGCAGUGAACUGGGUAUUCUAUUCACGACAACCAAAGAAGAGACGGAAUCAACCACCCUACCCAACUAG
Messenger RNA from Clonostachys solani, 957 nucleotides. NCBI's taxonomy places the organism in Eukaryota, Fungi, Ascomycota, Sordariomycetes, Hypocreales, Bionectriaceae. The record is from the annotation of a GenBank genome assembly.